CAAAGUGCAAGUAAUCUCUUUGAACACUCUCUUGGUUAUCAUUUCUCCAUGUAGCAAUCAAGUCUACGUUUUCAUACGUACAUUUAUAAAAUUCUGAUAGCUAGUCGGAUCUGAUCCGACCCAUGUGGUCUGUGCAACACAUUUUUUGUGGCAUACGUAUAUUAUCUUCUAUAAAUAUAUAUAUAUAUAUAUGUAUAGGAAAGGCACCAAAGAGAGAAAGAGUAGGACGUCUCAGCUAGCCUCAACCAAUUACCAAUCAACUCCCUAAUGGAUUCUUCGGCAAACGACGUCGAUAAUCGACGACCGCUGCUUCAACAGCCCCUCCUUAAUCAUGAAUACCACUCCUCUUCGCCGCAAAUUAUUCUGUCGUCCUUUGGAAAAGGCCACCACGAAUCGAGCGGCCAACUCGAAACAAUACUCUCCAACACCAACGUACCAUUCGCUCAGCGUUUUUGGCCUGCUUUAAAGAUCGAGCUCCGUCUACUCUUCUUCCUCGCCGCCCCAGCCGUGAUCGUCUACAUGAUCAACUAUCUUAUGUCCAUGUCCACUCAAAUCAUCUCCGGCCACCUCGGAAACCUCGAACUCGCCGCCUCCUCUCUUGGCAACAACGGCGUUCAAAUCUUCGCCUACGGCCUUAUGUUGGGAAUGGGAAGCGCAGUUGAGACAUUAUGUGGACAAGCCUUCGGAGCACAAAAGUACGGAAUGCUGGGAGUGUAUCUACAGAGAUCAACCAUACUCCUCACCCUCACUGGAAUACUUCUCACGUUCGUAUAUAUUUUCUCGAAGCCUUUCCUGGUUUUCCUCGGGGAGUCGGAGAGAAUCGCAUCGGCGGCUGCUCUGUUCAUCUACGGCCUUAUUCCUCAAAUAUUCGCUUACGCUGUAAACUUCCCGAUUCAGAAAUUUCUGCAGGCGCAGAGCAUCGUGGCGCCGAGUGCGUACAUCUCGGCAGCCACGCUGGUGGUCCACGUAGUACUCAGUUGGGUGGCUGUGUACAAGAUUGGGAUGGGCUUAUUGGGCGCUUCUUUGGUUCUGAGCUUCUCUUGGUGGAUUAUUGUGGUGGCCCAGUUCAUUUAUAUUGUGAAGAGCGAGCGGUGUAAGGAGACUUGGGCCGGGUUUAGUUGGGAAGCGUUUUCCGGGUUGCCGAAAUUUUUCAAGCUCUCGGCCGCUUCUGCCGUUAUGCUUUGCCUGGAAACCUGGUAUUUUCAGAUUUUGGUUCUUCUUGCUGGCCUGCUUGAGAAUCCAGAGUUGGCUCUCGAUUCACUUUCCAUUUGCACAACUAUUUCCGGAUGGGUAUUCAUGAUCUCAGUCGGGUUCAAUGCAGCAGCAAGUGUGAGAGUGAGUAACGAGCUGGGAGGAGGGAAUCCAAAAUCAGCAGCGUUUUCAGUUAUAGUGGUGACAGUGAUCUCAUUCGUGAUCUCAGUGAUUGCGGCAAUAGUUGUGCUUGCCUUACGCGACGUCAUUAGCUACGCCUUUACAGAUGGUGAAACCGUUGCCGCUGCUGUAUCUGAUCUCUGCCCACUUCUUUCCCUCACUCUUCUCCUCAAUGGGGUUCAACCCGUUUUAUCAGGGGUUGCUGUUGGGUGCGGAUGGCAAACUUUAGUUGCAUAUAUAAAUGUAGGCAGUUACUACGUGGUUGGAAUCCCUUUAGGCGUGCUUUUAGGAUUUUACUUCAACCUGGGUGCUAAGGGAAUAUGGCUAGGAAUGAUUGGAGGAACUGUUCUUCAAACAUUGAUACUUUUGUGGAUAACGUUUCGGACGGACUGGACCAAAGAGGUAGAAGAAUCGCUCAAGAGGUUGAACAAAUGGGAUGACCAGACCAAUAAGAAACAGAUUUUGAACACAUGACUGAAUGAUGAUUAUCACCAUAUAAUUAAUUAACUAUUUAGCAUUUUAGAAGAAAAAAAACUCAAUUGUUAAGCCAUAUUAUUAAUUUUUUUUUUUUUUGAAAAGGUACUUAAGCCAUAAUAAUUUACAAAUUAUAUUUGUAUUACUUUUCCCAUUUAUUCGAUUGAGUUCUUUCUCUUUUGCUUUGGA
This is a messenger RNA of Cannabis sativa, 2034 nucleotides long. Its product is annotated as protein DETOXIFICATION 40. The coding region runs from base 268 to 1845 and encodes 525 amino acids. The transcript is spliced from 7 exons. The record is from RefSeq and is a predicted model, not a curated record. NCBI's taxonomy places the organism in Eukaryota, Viridiplantae, Streptophyta, Magnoliopsida, Rosales, Cannabaceae. Gene Ontology annotation, molecular function: antiporter activity; xenobiotic transmembrane transporter activity. Gene Ontology annotation, cellular component: membrane. Gene Ontology annotation, biological process: xenobiotic detoxification by transmembrane export across the plasma membrane.